GUCUAAGCGUGCCGAACGUGGCCGAGGGUGCUGGGGAGUCCGGGUGCCGGCGCGUGGAGCUUGCGUCGGGGCUGCCCGGGAGUCGGGGAGCAGCCGGGAGCAGGGGCUGAGAGCCCGCGUAUGGGAGCGCGCGGAGCCGGGCGGAGCGCCGAGGGGCCCGACGGGUCGCGGGGAGGAGGGAUGCGUGCCGGGAACUUUUUGCCCGCCCUGGAACUGCGAACGAUCGCGCCCGCAGGGGCUCCUUGCGGCCGCCGGGCGACCGGCAGAAGCGUGUGUGCCCGCCGCCGCCCCUCCCCCACUUCCGCCUCCCGCCGCUUCCUCGUUCCCGGCUCCCAGGGCCAGUCCGUCCCGGGGGAGACCCGGAGGCGCGGCCCCACCCCGGCCGGCGCUGCCCGGUACCACGCCCCCACCGCCGUCGCGCCGCAGCGGACAGCCUGAGUCAGCGGGGGCUCUGGGCGCGGCAGGAGCUGACAUGGACCCAAAUCCGCGGGCAGCCCUGGAGCGCCAGCAGCUCCGCCUUCGGGAGCGGCAGAAAUUCUUUGAGGACAUUUUACAGCCUGAGACAGAGUUUGUCUUCCCCCUGUCCCACCUGCAUCUCGAGUCGCACAGACCCCCCAUAGGUAGUAUCUCAUCCAUGGAGGUGAAUGUGGACACACUUGAGCAAGUGGAACUUAUCGACCUUGGGGAUCAGGACGGAGCUGACGUGUUCUUGCCUUGCGAAGAUCCUCCACCGACCCCCCAGACAUCUGGGGUGGACGACCGUCCCGAGGAGCCGAGCCUGCCAAUGCCCACGGCAGACAGGACCACAUCCCGCACUUUCUCCUCGUCCUCUGACCCCUCCACCAAUCCGCACAGCCCGGAUGUCAGUGAUGGCGGAGCAGACACGCCCUUGGCACAGUCUGACGAGGAGGAGGAUGGGGGAGAUGGCGGGGCAGAGCCUGGAGCCUGCAGCUAGCAGUGGGCCCCCACCUACAGACUGAUUGAGCUGCCUAUUCUCCACUUGAGACCGCAGGCCCAGCCAGAGCGCUUCAGAGAAGACCAGACUCUUUACCUGCAGUAGGCACCAGAGGGGGGAAAGGACGGUGGGUGGUGUACCUUUCUGGGAAUUAACCCGCUCCUGCUUUACUGCUAACCUUUCCCUGCUGCAACCUCCCUGCCAGGUUUUGGCUUACUCCUGAGGUAGGGCCUGCAAGUGAGGAGAUGGAAGAUGAGAUAGGACAAGAUGCCACUGCCUUUCUUAGCACUCUUCCCUCCUCCAAACUAUCCUGCAGUCUCCUGAUAGCGUCUCCUAAACCAGUGUCUCUAAAUGGACGUGAACUCCUUAACACUCCCAGUGAGAUGGUACUCCAGCCAUCCUGCUUCCUUACAUCCUUUUCGGAACAGGGCACGGUAUGAAUAUUAUUCAUAUGAUUCAUAUUCAUAUUCACGGUAUGAAUAUUAUGAACAUACUGAAAAUAAUAAACAGAUAAUAAUAUGCCAACCAUUCCACUUCAUCUGUUCACAUUGUACAGAUAUCAAACCCAAUACAUUUCUUUAGCUCUCUAACCAAUACCAUAUUCCCAUGACUCAUUUACUCCAUGUAUUCAAGUCUUUAUUUGGAAUUAGCUGCAGAUUUGGAAUACAGUUUUGAACAAGACAGGCUGCCUGCCUUCAUGGAGGAGAAAAUCAAGUCAACACCACAGUUCGCAGCGUAAUAAGUAGCAUGCCGAGGAACUGUUCUGUUACCAGAAAAUGGGCAUCUUAACCUGGUUUUUAUGGUCGUUGAAGAGGUGACUUUUAAGCUGGGUUGCCGAGGAUGAGGAGGAGUUAGCCAGGUGGGGCUGUAACCCAGGCAGAAAGAGCAGCUUGGAAAGACUUUAAAUGGAGAGAAAAGUCCCGAGGAACUGAAAAACAUUCAGCUUGACUGAAUUGUUGAAUUUGAGCAGAUGAAGGGAGAGGCAAGAUUGACAAAGGUCAGGUCGUGAAACGCUUUGAAGCCUGUAUCAAGUUUCAGUUUGCUAGUAAAAUAUCAGUGACUUAAGGUAUAAACCUGGUUUCUUCAUGUAAAGGAAGUCCAAAGCACAGGGCGAUGUGGUCGCUCCACGGUUAUUGGACACCAGGGUCCUUCUUGGCUCUUUUUGCGCAGCCAUCUAAGGCCCAUGGCUGGAAUUCUCAUUGAUACCUCAUGGCUGAAAUGGCUGUUGAGGCCCCAGCCAUCAUGUCUCUGAAGCUGGUAGAAAGAAGGAGAAGAGAUUAAGGAUGGGCAAAAAAGGCCCGGCCUGCUGCCAAGUCCCACCUCGACAAGCAUUUCUGGAAGUCCUAACCAAUGGCGUCCACUUACAUCUCAUUGGCCAGCACUUGGUAACCUGAGGGAUGUUUCAUUUACAGAUGUUUUAUAGACUUAGGGACACAACAUUAUCUAGAAGAAAGGAAAUUCUGGCGUUUGGAAAGACAAUAACCCUUCAAGUUUCAAUUACCAAUGCGUCUGAUUCCUAUACUUCCUGUCAGACCUCUCAGAAGCACCCUGGCUACUGCAGAGGCUGGGGUAGUCCUUUGGUAGGACACCCUGCUGUCUUGAUAAAAUCAGGGUUAUGUAACUGAGAAACAAGGGGACAGCAGUCAUUGGGUAGAUAACUAGCAGUUUACACGUUACGACUUUGAACUUUAUUGGGAGUAAUGAAGGAUUACAAGCGGUUGAUGUUGCUUCCUAAAAAGAUAAUUCUGGCUGCAGUGUAGAGAACAUACUGGAAGAGGACAGGCUCCAGACAGACGUAACACAGUAAUCCAGGCAAGAGACAACGGUGGCCUAGAAGGUAGUGGUGAUGAUUAGCUUAACUGGGUUGAGGCAGGGCAUGAGCAAAUAAAUGACAUUCAUUCAACAAUAUUAAAUGUCAGUGUUAACAUGUGUAAGAUACUGAGCUUGGCCUUGGGAAUGUGGUAGUGGCACAAAAAAAGAGUUCAGGGUCUAUUGGGGACCCAAAUGUAAAACUGCAACCAGGACUAGUGCUAGGAAGGAGGUAAUAGCCUAUUAAGAAAGGUCAAGGGGUGUUUGCCUGGAGGAAGUGGUUUUGAGCUGAGAUCUGAAAGUGGAGUAGGAGUAGUUUAGGGGGAGAAUGGGUGCAAGGACUCCUGGUAGAGAUGUACUGAUUGGAGGGGACCAGAAUGGAUGCCUGGAAGCCAGGAGAUGAUUGUAGCCACCUAGGUAAAAAUGGAAUAGGGUGGAGGUGGGGUGGUUGUAGAAAAGCGGAAGGAAUGGAGAGAUAUUGGGGAGGCAAAUUUCAAACUAUUUUCAUAGGUGGGUGUGAGAGAGGAAGGGCUCAGGGGUGCCAUCCUUGCUUCUGCCCUGUGCAGCAGGAUAAUUUGGAGGGUUCUUCAUCCAGAUGGGGAGUUUAGGAGAGCACUAGGUUUGGGGAAGCGGCCAUAAAUUGGGUUUUGGACAUGUUGAGUUCGAGUUGCUUUUGAGACCAAGAGGACAUUUUGAGUAGGCACUUGGACCCAUGAGAGUGGAAUUUAGAUCAGAGGAUUGGGCUGGAAAAUCAGUAGGUGGGUUAUCAGUGCAUAGGAGGUAAGUUUAGGAAUGGGUGCAAGUGAGCUUGCCCAGGGAGAGACUGGAAUAAAAGGAGGGUUAUAGGACCUAGCCUUAAGGAACAUCAAGUCAUUUUUCAUAUUAGAAAAAAUAAAUCAUUCCACCUCCCUUCAUACAUCAAACCAUCCAUGGAGUCAGUGACCUUCGGCCUAAAUCCCAAAGCUCUUUGUACCAUCCAGGCUGAGUGACAGGGGUGCAGUCUUCCCAAUAGCCCCAUUUUGCUUCCACCCCUGUAGGAGGCCAUUGUAAGUGACAGUUCUUAAGUGCUUUUCCUAGCGCUACUGAAAAACUUGUGGGAGUUCUGUGUUCCUGUUGUCUAAAAGUGUCUGUGUCCAAGUUGCGAUCAUCCACUAAGCUGGGCCAGGGCCCAGCCUCAUGUUAAAUUUUGUGGUUUUUCUGGGUUGCCGAUGACUUUGCUGCACACAGAAGACAUGGUCUCUGUCCUCUUGUUCUUUGUCCCUUCCUUUGGAGUAGCGAGGCUCAGCCUCCUGUCUGACUGCGGCUGAGCCUUCUCCUGGGGUGCACCCCAUAAUAUCCACAGCUCAGCUCUGAGGGCUUCUCAGCUCCUGGGAUCUCCCCAUUCUCCUCCAAGGUGAAUGAUGGGAAGCUAGCCUAGCUUGGUUGCUGUCAACAUGUCAACAACCCCAGGCACACAAUGCUAAGAUCUGUGGGGUCUGGGGCAGGGAGCCUGUCCGGGGAGAGGGAUCUGCAGCCCUCUGGAGAGGUGGAAUUGUUUGUGAGCCUACGGGGAGCCUCCAGUUCAGCUGCUAUGAGCCCCAGCCCUGCCUGGGAAAAUCUAGGGUCAGCUGAGACCCCAGGACCACUUCCUGUUUGGACAAUGACCUCUUCUUCUGCCAAACCACAGGGGCUUGGCUGGCCUUCAGAGCCAGAGCCAGUAUCUCCAGCUGACUGUUUUAUUUGAGGCCACACAGGGCCCUUGGAGAUGGGGGAUGAUUUGGCUCCAACUCCGAGGCAAGCAGCCCAGCUAUCAGUCUCCAAGCCACAGUGUGGUGUCUUCUGUCCAUUGCAUAGACUUGUCAUAGACUCUGGAGAGGAGGGAAGAAGACAGACUCCUCCUGUAGAAUCCUGUGCUGUGGAGGAAAUAGGAGGGACCACAUCUCAGGGGAGGAUUCCCAGGACGGCUCACGCUUUAGCAGUCCCCAGGGGUGCACAGAACUUGAUACUGUGAACAGUACGGGGGUGUGGGGACAACGUGGAACGGUGUUAUGAUGUUUUGUUGUUUGUUCAUUCAGACAUUACUGAGCCCCCACCAUGUGCUAGCCUCCUUGCUUACGCAACAGAAACACUAAGGUGGCCAAGAGCUCUUCCAGGAAGAGACAUGGCCACAGAUAAUGGAACUAUAAUGUGGGCUGUAGCACACUAGAGAGGGAGAAGGCAAGUCUUCUCUGGGGGUGGCUGGGUCUUGAGUGAUGGGGACAGGCAAUUUCAAAAGGAAACAAAGCAUAGAAGUACACGGUAAUCGUAAUCAUAACAGCAACUCCCUUAAAAAAUUUGUUUUUGAAGUUGAUAGUGUGGACUCGAGUUCUGGCUCCAUCACUCACUGUGAUCUUAGGCAAUUAUCUCAGUUUCUGUACUCAGUUUACUCAUCUGUAAGAUGGAGAUAAUAGUGCCUGCCUCAUAGAGCUCUUUGAGUAAAGGUUAGUAGAGGCUAUUAAGCACUUACUACAUUCCAGAUUCUACGUGUACCUAAUUUCUGAUCCUUACAACAACCCUGAAAGCAGCUUUAUCCGUUUUACAGAGCAGGAAGAGUGGCACUCCGGUUGCUCAUGCUCAUAUGGAUUAAAGGCUGGUGUGGGGAUUUGAACCCACGUCUGUCUGACAUCUAAGCUCGUGGCCUUCCUUCUAUUCCAUGUCUAGUGGGGCAGGAACACUGGUUGUAAGUAGAAUGAGAGCAUAAUGAGACAAAGACGUCUUUUUGACACUUCCUCUCCAGUUGGUCAGGGGUAUAUCUAGGCAGACCUGGCAGACACCAAAUCUCUGGUUCUUCAGAGCCAGAUGGUUGUCAGUUUUACCAAAAGACUGUCUACAAAAUCCUUCAUGAAUGUGUACCCCAUUGGGCAGGUGGAAAAACCAAAGCAGGAAUUGCUUGGAACUCCUACAACUCAAGUCAGCACAAAAGGGGAGAGGUGGAAAAAGAUUUUAACAGAUCUUUCGCAAAAAAGAUAUGAAUGGCCAAGAAGCACAUGAAAAGCUGUUCAACAUCACUAGGUACCAAGGAAAUGCAAAUUAAAACCACAAUGAGAUACUACUACAAACACGCCCACGUGGCAAAAACGAAAAAGCCCCGCAAAUUAAAUGUUCACCAGGAUGUGGAGCAGUGGGGACUCUCAUACAUUGUUGGUACAAGUAUGAAAUGACACGUUUUGGAGAAAGAUCUAGCAGUUUCUUGUAAAAUUAAACAUAUACCUAUUCUUUGACCACUCCUAAAUAUUUACCUAAAAGAAAUGUAAGCAUAUGCCUACAAAUAAACUUGUAUAGCAGCCUAGCUCAUAAGAACUAAAAAGUUGAAAGAGCUCAGGUGUACAUGGACAGGAGAGCAGAUAAACUAUGGUAUAUUCAGACAAUGUAUGAAUACUACACAGAAAUGAAAAGACACACACUGCUGAUACAUGCAAGAACAUGAAUGAUUCUCCAAAACAUUCUUCCCAUGAAAGAAGCCUUUUACAAAAAAAGUACACAUACUAUAUGAUGAUUUCAUUUAUACGAAGCUCUAGAACAGAUUAAUCCAUUUUCUGGAGAAAAAUCAGAACAGUGGUUGCAUCUGGAAGGCAGGGGUCACAGACAUUGACUGGCAAGGGGCAUUAGCCAACUUUCAGGGAUUUUCCAAACAUAUCUUGACAAGAGUUACACAGGUGUAUCCAUUUGUUGAACUCAAUGAAUGUGCACUUCAGAGUUGAGCAUUUCAUUGUUUGUAAAUUUUACACCAAAAGAAAAAUGUAAACAACUAUGGAACUCUAGUUAAUGGUAUGCAUGCUGAACUAUUUAAGGGGAAGUGUCCUUAUGUCUGAAAUUUCUUUGAAAUGCAUCAAAACAUAAGAUGAAUUGGGGGAGAUAGAGGCUGAUAUGUGAUAAAACAAGUGCAGUAACAUGUUGAUAGUGGAAUCUAGGUGAUGGGGAUACAGAUGUUCAUUGUAACAGGUAUUCAUCCUUUCAACUUUGUUGUAUGUUUGAAAUUUUUCGUAAUAAAAGGGUGAGUUAUUUGA
Messenger RNA from Delphinapterus leucas (beluga whale), 6789 nucleotides. RefSeq names its product dysbindin domain containing 2 (gene DBNDD2). NCBI's taxonomy places the organism in Eukaryota, Metazoa, Chordata, Mammalia, Artiodactyla, Monodontidae. Gene Ontology annotation, cellular component: cytoplasm. The record is from RefSeq and is a predicted model, not a curated record. Gene Ontology annotation, biological process: negative regulation of protein kinase activity.